This is a messenger RNA of Penicillium verrucosum, 501 nucleotides long. RefSeq lists its product as uncharacterized. Bases 1 to 501 code for a protein of 166 amino acids. The record is from RefSeq and is a predicted model, not a curated record. The transcript has a single exon. NCBI's taxonomy places the organism in Eukaryota, Fungi, Ascomycota, Eurotiomycetes, Eurotiales, Aspergillaceae.
AUGCCGACUACCAUGAAGAACCCACAGCUCGUGCAUGCAGACACGAUCCGAAUGGGCAAAUGGACCGAUUUCCACGGCGUCGAAGCAGACAAACUCGGCACAUGCUCUGUCACGGCAAUUGUCAACGAGGAAGGCUUCUUGCUCUCCAACACAUCCUCGGAUGGGUUUAGGGAGAUCCCUGCUGCGGAACAGCUGUGUGCGCUCUACAAUGGGAACAAACUGCUAUUCGGCAACAAGCCGGUGAAUGUGUGGAUUGUGUAUGAGCAGGAAAAUGCAGUCAAAGGACGGGGGAUUAGGAAUGUUAUGCGGAAAAUCGGACCUGCGCGUGUUUUCGAGCAGGUGUAUAAUGGGGAAUCUUUCAUGAACCGGCCGAGCGAGGAGGGUGCGAGGUUUUGUCUGACGCUGGGGGGUGGGUCUGUUGUUGCUACUAUGUCCCGGCAGGAUAGAGGAGGGUGUUCUAUUCUGCUUUCUGGGGAUGGGACGACUGUUGUGUGUCGAUAG